AUAAGCGGUUCAGAACAUGGUGGAUGGAUUAUUUUGCUCCGCCCCCUCACAAGCGCCCAUAUGAGGUGAUCACGUGGUCAGCGGGAACCCAAGCAACACAGCGAAGAGAAAGAAAUGGCGAUGCUCGGAGGCUUCAGCUCGGCACAGCACAAGAAAAACGCCUCCGAAACCAACAGCGACGUGUCCGAGUUCCUCUGUCCCGUUUGUCUCGAAAUAUUCGAUAGUCCCGUCACAACACAAUGCGGCCACACGUUCUGCCAGAGUUGUUUGCAGAAAUGUUUGCGUCCACAGAAGCCCGCAUGUGCCGUGUGCCGGGCGGCGCUCGGCCAUUGCACGAAAGCUGUGGAGCUCGAGGCCCUGAUCCAAUCAUCUGUGGCUGCGUGUAAAGGGUGUGGAGCUCAGGUUGGCCUUUCUCAGAUGAGAAUCCACACAGGCGCUUGCCCAAAAUACCAGGAGUACAUUGAGGAAGGCGUUAGGACCACUGCCCAGAGCCAGCCUGCUAUCAUCAGUCCAGUGCCAAAUCGUUAUACUUUUACCUGCCCCUACUGCAACUGCCAGAACCUUGAUCAAGAUGGCCUGGUUGAGCACUGCAUUACCCAGCAUGCCCGCGACGCACGGCAAGUGGUUUGCCCCAUUUGUGCCUCCAUGCCAUGGGGGGACCCCAACUACAGGAGUACUGACUUCUUCCAGCACCUGAAGAUUAGACACACCUUUUCUUAUGAUACCUUUGUUGAUUAUUCUACAGAUGAGCACACAAUGAUCCAGGAGGCUCUACAGCGCUCCCUUCUGGACAACUGAAGUGUGAAGAACAUUCUCAAGGAGGAAAAGUGAGGGUGGAUGGAGAUGUGACGUCUUAAGAAGGCAGAAGAGCACGCUUGUGUUGUCAUUUAUUAGUCAUGAAAAGGUGGAUGGCUAAUGACUUUCACAAGAGAUUGUACUCUUGAGUUUAGAAGUUUAUUCUGACAAAAAUAAACCAUGCAACACAGUUGAAGAGCAUAUUGUCUGAUUUAGGUGUGUUGCUGGUGUGAUUGUCUCAUAUCUUCUUCUCCAGUGCAACUUGAAUAUUUACUUACCAACAGAGCAAUUCAGUAGUUAUUGAAAACGCGUCAAGCCCCGAACACAUCCAAGUUGCAAAUCACAUUCCCUUUUGUCGUUACUAGGGUAAGGUACUUCCAGUAGAAGGCUAACUUGAAAGCAAACCUGACUUCAAGAGUUAAUAAGUUUUGGGAGUUUCACACAUAUAGGGUUGUUCAGAGGGUAGGGGAAGAGUUGCGUGUGUGUGUACAGAGUUUUUCUUAACAUCUUAGUGUGUACAAUGUGUGUGUGGUCUGGAAAGGAAUAAUGUGAGGAAUAACAAACACUGUUUUCAUUGGCUGUCUCCCUUGUCAUUAUGCUCGAUUGUAGAUUUUUGUUGUAUUUCCCCAGUUUCUAAAGUCAUACUGCUAAUGGUUCACUCGACAAACUAAUGCAAGUGUGGUGUGCUGCGUCCGCCACAUGUAUUUUCAUAUUGAGACUGCGUGUUUUGGCCACUGGAGAGCAGUAGCGUUUCACACCUAACAGCCAAUAUUUAAAUUCCGAGGACAGUUAUACUGUGUACUGUACUUAAAUGUGCUCUACUGCUGCUCUACAAAUGAUUUAUAUUGAAUUAGUCUGACUAUGACAUACAUACACGUGCAGUUAUUGAUAGUCUAGCAGAAUAACAAUCGCUUUGCUUGUACACUUCUCAAAUGUAUCUUACUGUUUAGCUUUGUUUUGUCAUGUUCACCGUCUUAGUUGCUUGGUUCACACUUUUUCACUUCUGACUGAGGUGGAAAAUUUGUAAAAAAGCAGACAAAAACCACUUGUGCUUCCAAAAAGUGGCAGCAGAUUGUUCCACAACUACUUCAAAUUGUUUUGUCGCCUGAUGUCAAUACUGUUUGUGUUGAAUGGCCAUUGUUUUUUUUUUUUUUUUUUGCCAUGCACUGUUGUUCUCCAAUUACUUGUAUUAUCAACUAAUCUAUCAAAAGGUUGUCACUCUGCACACUGCACAAUAAACCCAGAUGAAGUAGCCGUCCAGCCUUA
Messenger RNA from Syngnathoides biaculeatus (alligator pipefish), 2061 nucleotides. It is a transcript of the gene rnf114, whose product is annotated as ring finger protein 114. Gene Ontology annotation, biological process: ubiquitin-dependent protein catabolic process; protein polyubiquitination. NCBI's taxonomy places the organism in Eukaryota, Metazoa, Chordata, Actinopteri, Syngnathiformes, Syngnathidae. The transcript has 6 exons. Gene Ontology annotation, molecular function: ubiquitin protein ligase activity. The record is from RefSeq and is a predicted model, not a curated record. Bases 115 to 798 code for a protein of 227 amino acids.